AUGACUGUAUCGCCCAACCCAGUCAAGAGUUCUACCUAUCUCGAGGCCGUAAAGCACCGUCGUACUGUGUAUGGCGUCACCGACAACGUCUCAGUCUCGGACGACCGCAUUAUCGAGAUUGUAAAUGAAGUCAUCCAAACCUUACCUUCAUCAUGGAAUAUGCAGAGCACCCGCAUUCUAGUCACCCUCGGCAAGGAGCACAAGAAGUUCUGGGACGCCGUUAUCGCUGCUGCAAAGCCAUAUAUCCUCGAACAGCAAAGCCAAGAGGAUUGGAAGCGCAACGAGGACCGUUUCCAGUCAUUCCGCGCUGCCUACGGUACAAUCUCCGUCUUUGAAGACCACACUGCCAUCGAGAAACUGCAUGAGAAGUUCUCCAAGUUCCCCCUCACCGUCUUUGAGGGCUUCGCCGAGCACUCCAAUGCCAUGCAUCAAAUCACGCUUUGGACUGCCCUUGAACUCGAAGGUCUUGGUGCUAGCCUGCAGCACUCACACUUUGUGCCUGGCGUAGAGGACGGUAUCAGAUCUGCAUUUGACAUUCCAUCUACGUGGUCUGUCAAGGCAGAGAUCGUGUUUGGCGCCUUGUCAGGCGAGAGGCCGACUGCACCGGGGAAAGAGCCUGUCUCCAAUACUGUGAAGAUCUUCAAAUAA
Talaromyces atroroseus is the source of this 648-nucleotide messenger RNA. RefSeq lists its product as hypothetical. The record is from RefSeq and is a predicted model, not a curated record. NCBI's taxonomy places the organism in Eukaryota, Fungi, Ascomycota, Eurotiomycetes, Eurotiales, Trichocomaceae. Gene Ontology annotation, biological process: cellular response to oxidative stress. The transcript has 2 exons. The coding region runs from base 1 to 648 and encodes 215 amino acids.